This is a messenger RNA of Poecile atricapillus (Black-capped chickadee), 2080 nucleotides long. RefSeq names its product neuronal acetylcholine receptor subunit alpha-7-like. Gene Ontology annotation, molecular function: acetylcholine-gated monoatomic cation-selective channel activity; transmembrane signaling receptor activity. Lineage: Eukaryota; Metazoa; Chordata; Aves; Passeriformes; Paridae. Bases 49 to 1584 code for a protein of 511 amino acids. The transcript has 10 exons. Gene Ontology annotation, biological process: monoatomic ion transmembrane transport; regulation of membrane potential; chemical synaptic transmission. Gene Ontology annotation, cellular component: postsynaptic membrane; neuron projection; synapse. The record is from RefSeq and is a predicted model, not a curated record.
AUCCUCUUUCACCCUCUGCUCAGAAAGGAGAGCCAGCUUAUUUUGACAAUGCUCACAGAAAAGUGCUUGGCAUUUGUUUAUUCUGCACUGUAUCUCUGGUCAUCCUUGUUCCUCUCACUCUUUAAAGUCUCUCAGCAGGGGGAAAGCCAGAGACGCUUGUACAGGGAUCUGCUGAGGAACUACAAUCGUCUGGAACGACCUGUAGUGAAUGACUCCCAACCACUUGUAGUGGAACUCCAGCUUUCCUUGCUGCAGAUAAUUGAUGUGGAUGAGAAGAAUCAGGUGUUGAUCACCAAUGCUUGGCUGCAGAUGUCCUGGGUUGAUGCUUACUUAUCUUGGGAUCAGUAUGAAUACCCAGGAGUGCAGAACUUGCGAUUUCCUGCCGACCAGAUUUGGGUACCAGACAUUCUUCUGUAUAACAGUGCAGAUGAAAGAUUUGAUGCAACAUUUCACACAAAUGUGCUGGUGAACUACUCUGGAUCCUGCCAAUAUAUUCCUCCAGGCAUUUUGAAAAGCACAUGUUAUAUUGAUGUCCGCUGGUUCCCCUUUGAUGUGCAGAAGUGUGAUUUGAAGUUUGGCUCCUGGACUCACAGUGGCUGGUUGAUUGACCUGCAGAUGCUCGAGGCUGAUAUUUCCAACUACAUCUCAAAUGGAGAAUGGGAUUUAGUGGGUGUCCCAGGGAAGAGGAAUGAGAUGUAUUAUGAAUGCUGCAAAGAACCAUACCCAGAUGUGACGUACACCAUCACCAUGCGUCGACGCACCCUCUAUUAUGGCUUGAACUUACUCAUUCCCUGUGUUCUCAUAUCUGGCUUAGCACUGCUUGUAUUCCUUUUGCCAGCUGAUUCUGGGGAGAAGAUUUCUUUAGGUAUCACUGUCCUUCUUUCCUUGACUGUAUUCAUGCUGCUUGUGGCUGAGAUCAUGCCUGCAACCUCUGACUCUGUCCCACUAAUAGCUCAGUAUUUUGCUAGCAUCAUGGUCAUCGUUGGUCUGUCUGUGGUGGUAACAGUGCUGGUUCUGCAGUUUCAUCAUCAUGACCCCCAAGCAGGAAAGAUGCCCAAAUGGGUCCGUGUCAUCCUGCUGAAUUGGUGUGCUUGGUUUUUACGAAUGAAAAAACCUGGGGAAAACAUAAAGCCCCUCUCUUGCAAGUAUAGCUAUUCCAAGCACCAGCUGAGCAUAAACAGCAUGGAGGUGAACGUCCUUCCUGGGCACCAGUCCAGCAAUGGCAACACCAUCUACAGCUACCACGCCAUGGAGAGCCCGUGCUGCCCACAGAAAAACGACCUGGGCAGCAAGGGCGGAAAGAUGACUUGCCCCUUAGCAGAAGAUAUUGAGCUUGUGCAAAAGAAAGCUUUGAUGGAUACUCUUCCAGUGAUUGUGAAGAUCCUGGAGGAAGUGCAGUUCAUAGCAAUGCGGUUCAGGAAGCAAGAUGAGGGUGAAGAGAUCUGCAGUGAGUGGAAGUUUGCAGCUGCUGUCAUAGACAGAUUAUGUCUGGUUGCAUUUACCCUUUUUGCCAUCAUUUGCACAUUUACAAUACUCAUGUCUGCUCCAAAUUUUAUAGAAGCUGUUUCAAAGGAUUUUGCAUAAGGUUGUCAAAGAUGAGCAUGAUAAUCAAAAAGUGAAUAUUGCCAGUAAUUUUACUAGAUAAUUUAACUCAAAUAGAGAAGUGUACUUAUAUGUGCUAACAUACACAGAAGGGGAUUAAAAUAAUUUCAGGACAUAAUUAUUCCUGAUGUUAGUGAUUGUAGUUACUGAAUAGUAAAUAUAUUGAACUCUGUUACUUAUUUCAUAGACUAGUGCCACAUGUACUUUUGUCAUGAUCUGUUAUAAGUGAUAGACAAGAAUUCAAUACAUUACAAUACUAUAAUAUAUUUAUUACAAGUUAACACUAGUAGCAAUGUGUUACUUUGAAUUUGUGAACUUUUGGAUAUUGUUAAUUUAAAUUAUUAUUGAAAAUGAUAAGUUUUGCAUUGCUUUGUUGUUUUUAGUAUGUCUGUGUUUUAUAAUUAUUGUUUGGUGUGGCUGUGACAUGCACUUCGCAGAUUUGGAAGACAUAUCUCCAGUCUCAUGAUGCUGUAUAUUG